This is a messenger RNA of Chlamydomonas reinhardtii, 1531 nucleotides long. RefSeq lists its product as uncharacterized. The transcript is spliced from 7 exons. The record is from RefSeq and is a predicted model, not a curated record. The coding region runs from base 94 to 1176 and encodes 360 amino acids. Lineage: Eukaryota; Viridiplantae; Chlorophyta; Chlorophyceae; Chlamydomonadales; Chlamydomonadaceae.
AUAGCCUUUGAGAUAUAACUUAACUGUCAGUCAGUGUUACCACGACAUAUUGCCUGUUAGAAGAGAACACUACCCAAUCAGAGUCAGGAAGCGAUGCCGCUCUCAUCGUCGUUGUCUCGCGCGCCCGUGUCGUCAGCUCAUGUGAAAACAAGCUGCUGCUCUCGGGCACGCGUUCUGCGCGGGCGUGCUCCUUUUUGCGCUCACGCGGUGCAAAGCCCUGAGGGCGCUGUGACUGGACAGCUUGCAAAGAAGUCUUAUGACGAUAUAUGGUCUGCAUUCGCGAGCAAGGCGCAAGGCGAGUGGGAGGGCAUCACCGUGACCUUCGACGCCAGCGGAGCGGCGCAGCCGCUGCCAGACCACUACGUGCCGGGCGCCUACCGGGACUGGGGUGUGGAGCUGUUUGACUGGCAGAGCCAGAGCAGCUGUAUCGUCCCGCAGGGCCGCAGCUUGCGCAAUAUCUUCAAGCGCCUCAUGCCGACAGUGGGCUGCGAGGCCGACGCCAUCGCCUUUGUGGAGGAGGCUGCGGACGUGUGGCAGGCAGACGGCGGGAGCCUAGUGAAGCCGGUGACGCCUGACGGCGGCUACCUGGCCGCGCCGGCGCAGCUGCCGGCGGACGGCGGCAAGGUGAAGCUGGAGGGCUGCGUGGCGGCACCCGGCGGCAAGUCGCGGCUGCGGGCGGUGCUGACGCUGAUGCAGCACUGGGAGAGCAAGCAGUGGCAGGUGGCGUUCGUGGACCUCAGCCGAGAGACCUGGUAUGGCGAAUUCAAUGGAGGCGUGGAACUGUCGGGCUGCGCGGGCGGCGGCCGCCCCUUCGCGAAAGACGCCGCAAUGGAGCCGGAGGCCCUGGCGGGCGCCUGGCAGGCGGAUGCGGGGCAGUCAUACACCUACGUUGCCUCAGAUGGAGGGCAAAUGGAGCUGGCUGCUAGCACGGGCGCUCAGCCGGGCGCGAGUCUAAGCGGGGAGCCGCAGCUGCUGCUGCCGCUGGGUGUGUGGGUGCGCUACUCCGCGGCCGGAGGCGAUGUAGAACUGGAGCUGGGCGCGUUGCGGGGCGCAGCCGCAGCCAGCAGCGAGACCCAGGCCGCGGCGGCGGCAGCGGGAGUGCGGGAUGUGGUGCGUGCCUCCUACAAGGCCGGCAAGCUGCAUCGGGCGGAGCUGGUGGCGGAGGCGAGGGCGUGAGUGCUGCGGUGUGCGUGGGUAGGGGGGCGGGGUACUCGCGAGUCUGGAUGUUGGCUCACGAUGUUGGCUGGACGCGGCCCGUUUUAGCUGUCUGAGGGCCUGAUGUGGGUCGGGGCGCAGGCGUGCGCGUUUUGGCAACUUGCACUGUUGAUAUAACGGAGAGAGAUUAACCUGCUACUUGUUGGGGUGUGCGGAGGUGCGGAGCGGGAGAUGUUGGCGAUGUUUUGGCGGGAAUCGGCAUGGGGUUUCCGAUCCCCGCCCGGGCCUCCCCCGUUGGCAAGCAAACACUGUGACGCUGUGACACGAACAUCCACUCGGUCUUCGUGAUCACUUCCUGCUGUAACGUAUUCGAGUG